This is a messenger RNA of Oncorhynchus nerka (sockeye salmon), 489 nucleotides long. RefSeq names its product scrapie-responsive protein 1-like. The coding region runs from base 157 to 459 and encodes 100 amino acids. NCBI's taxonomy places the organism in Eukaryota, Metazoa, Chordata, Actinopteri, Salmoniformes, Salmonidae. Gene Ontology annotation, cellular component: Golgi apparatus; neuron projection terminus. The transcript is spliced from 3 exons. The record is from RefSeq and is a predicted model, not a curated record.
CCUAAAUCACACAGGCGGAAGAGAUACACAAAUGAGUCGUUAUGAACCCGCGUUACCGCUCGAUGCAAGCCAUUUUGAUCUACGGUGUCCACAGGUCGAUUUUAUAAGCGAACGUGUCGGUCGGAACCGGUACCAGAACCACGCAGCUUGAUCAAAAUGAAGGUACUACUCAUUGCUGCAAUUCUCUUGGUUGGACUGUUGGCAAUGGGCAGCGAGGCCAUUCCAUCAAACCGCUGGUCCUGCUACAAGAAAGUCUUGAAGGACAGGGACUGUCGCAAUGUUGGCAUCUCCAACGGAGUUGCGACCAUGCGACCCAUCGAUUCCCUGCAGAACCAUUUCUGGGAGGGGAACAAAUGCGACAUGGUGUGCUACUGUAACUUCAGUGAGCUCCUCUGCUGCCCAAGGGAUGUCUUCUUUGGACCCAAAAUCUCCUUUAUAAUUCCAUGCAAAACCAUCUGAGCCAUCAGUCGUUUGAAUGGACAGUGAACG